AUCGUUUGCCCUGGAAGCUUUAGGGGGCGCUGACCCGGAAGCGCUCUGUGUGGCCACCCGGCCGGUAGUCCUCGGAAUGGUGUUCCUCACGACUCGGCUCUGGCUGCGGAACCGCGUCACCGAUCGCUAUUUUCGGAUUCAGGAGGUGCUGAAGCAUGCGCGGCACUUUCGCGGGAGGAAGAACCGCUGCUAUCGACUGGCCGUCAGGGCCGUCACCAGGGCCUUCGUAAAGUGCACCCGGGCCCGCAAGCUGAAGAAACGGAACCUGAGAACCCUUUGGAUUAAUCGCAUCACAGCUGCCUCCCAGGAACACGGUCUGAAGUACUCGGUGUUUAUUAACAAUUUAAUCAAGUGCCAAGUGGAGCUCAACAGGAAAGUUCUCGCAGACCUGGCCAUCUAUGAACCAAAGACGUUUAAAUCUUUGGCUGCUUUGGCUCAAAGGAGGCGACAAGAAGGAUUUGCAGCUGCCUUGGGGGAUGGGAAGGAGCCUGAAGGCAUAUUUUCCAGAGUGGUGCAGUACCACUGAGGAUUGCGAUGCUGUGGAUCAGAAAAAUGCUGCUUCCUCAUGAUCGCAGUAAUCAAGAUAGGAACAAUGUACUAUCUACUCAACAGCUCAUAAACCUGGGUUGGGACUUUAUGCACAUUUCCAUGCCAAGCCUGAGAGAAAAGGCCUUGCCUUCUCCCAGUGGAACUGGGUCUCAUAACUGUCUUACAUAGAUUGUGCAUAUAAAGCCUUCACAGCGUUUUGAA
Cavia porcellus (domestic guinea pig) is the source of this 750-nucleotide messenger RNA. RefSeq names its product mitochondrial ribosomal protein L20 (gene Mrpl20). The transcript is spliced from 4 exons. Gene Ontology annotation, molecular function: rRNA binding; structural constituent of ribosome. The coding region runs from base 77 to 526 and encodes 149 amino acids. Gene Ontology annotation, biological process: translation; ribosomal large subunit assembly. The record is from RefSeq and is a predicted model, not a curated record. Gene Ontology annotation, cellular component: mitochondrial ribosome. Lineage: Eukaryota; Metazoa; Chordata; Mammalia; Rodentia; Caviidae.